GUCCUGGGUGAUCGGGGCCAUCGCGCUGCUGUGUCUGCUGGGCCUGACCUGGGCCUUCGGCCUGAUGUACGUCAACGAGAGCACGCUGGUCAUGGCCUACCUCUUCACCAUCUUCAACUCCCUGCAGGGCAUGUUCAUCUUCAUCUUCCACUGCGUGCUGCAGAAGAAGGUGCGUAAGGAGUACGGGAAGUGUUUGCGGACCCACUGCUGUAGCGGGAAGAGCGUGGAGAGUUCCAUCGGCUCGGCAAAGAGCGGUGCCGUGCGCCCCCCCGGACGCUACACCACCGGGUCACAGAGCCGAAUCCGGCGCAUGUGGAACGACACGGUGAGGAAACAGUCCGAGUCGUCCUUCAUCACCGGGGACAUCAACAGCUCGGCGUCGCUCAACAGAGGGGCUAUGGCUAACCAUCUUAUCCCUAAUUCUCUGCUGCGACCCCAUGGCACUAACAAUCCCUAUAACACCCUGCUUGGGGAGUCAUCCAUCUAUAACAACCCCUUGGGCAUGUACAACACGCAAGAGCCCUACAGAGAGACAAAGGGGAUCCUGAACAAUGCCCGGGAUACAAGUGUCAUGGAUACUCUACCACUGAAUGGUAACCACGGCAACAGCUACAGCAUCGCCAGCGCCGAGUACAUGAGUGACUGCGUGCAGAUUAUCGACCGGGGCUUCAACCACAAGGAGACCACGCUGGAGAAGAAGAUCCUGAAGGAGCUCACGUCCAACUACAUCCCCUCCUACCUCAACAACACCCACGACCGCUCGGCCGAGCAGAACCGAAACCUAAUGAACAAGCUGGUAAACAGCGUGAGCAACGGCGGCAAGGACAGCGGCUACGGCAUGGGCCUGGGCAUGGGCAUGGCCAUGAACAUGGCCCUGGGCCUGGACGACCACCACCACGCCACCUUCGGCCCGCACCGCGACGAGGGCCUGGGGCUGGAGCUCAUCCGCGAGGAGUCCGUCGUGCCCCUGCUGCCCCAGCGGCCGCCGCUGAUGCUGCCGCCGCCCCUGCAGCCCUCAGAGAGCCUCCACAACCAUUUGCACCCGUCUGCUCCGCCCCCGCCCCUCCCCCAGUCCCACCACCCCUUCCUAGCGCCCGGCGCCACCUCCUCGUCAAGGCGGCGGAUCCCGCAGGAGAACAGCGAAAGCUUCUUCCCGCUGCUCGCCAACGAACACGCCCGGGAGGAGGGCUGCUCCCCGGCCAUGCCCGGCCACGCCCACCACACCCACAACCACCCCCACCACCACCACAACCACCAGAGGGACUCCCUGUACACCAGCAUGCCCGUACUCGCCGGCCUGGCGGACGCGGCAGCGUCGGCGGCGGCAGCAUCCGCGGCCUCCGCUGACGGCCCCAAGGACGCCGGGGACUCAAAGAGCCAGGAGGCGGGCUCGGACGACGUCUACUACAAGAGCAUGCCCAACCUUGGCUCACGCAACCACCUGCACCAGCUGCACUCCUACUACCAGCUGGGGCGGGGCAGCAGCGAGGGCUUCAUCGUGUCCCCCAACAAGGAAGAUCUGGCCCCCGGGGAGCCCGAGAGGGAGCCCUCGCACCUGGUCACCAGCCUAUAGACGGCGGAGUACCCCAUGGAUCCCUUCUAGGUCCCCUCAUGCUGCCCUCCCUUCCCCUAUUGCUGUGGUUCUCCUCUCUCCUGUCACUCUCUCUCUCCCUCCCUCCCUCCCUCCUUCCCAGUGUGCCCAUUGUGCAGAUCUCUGGCCGGCGACUCUAGCCCUCUCUUUUUAUUCUGUGUUUCCGAAGACUGAGGCGCAGGAUGCUAACUCUGGUCCUGUUGCUAAUAGUGACCCCAAAACGGGGUGUUUGGAACUAGGCCUGUUUUGGUGGGCUCAUGGGACCGGGCCGCGGUCGGACCACCGCGGGAUUCUCUCGAUGUUGUCUUUCUCUUUUGUGAGAGGCUCUAACCCUGCGUCUGACCUUUGUGUUUUGUCUGGGUGUGACGACAGAUGAGGACUCAUGCAAAAAGUUUUUUUUUUGUAGGACUUGGAGAUUCAGUGAGAGAGUCCAAAGGAACUUCAAAUGGCCCGAAAAACCAUUAAAAAUAUGGGAGAUUUAGAGAAAAGACUAUUUUAUUAUUCUUCUGUAUCCAUUUUUGGCUUUUUGACAGAUUUCCUUCGCUUUAGUUGCAGCACAUCUUCGGUUGAGAGUCCGGGAAAAUUAAAAAAUAAAAACGGAUUUUAAACAAAGAUGAAGGAAUCACCGAAUGUAUGCUUUGGAGCAUAGAUAUUGUUUUUUUGUUUUGUUUUUUAGAUUCCUUUCACUGUAAUAACAGUUGUUGAAAAGAGGGAGGAAAAACUAAUAAGAGAAUUAUGAGAUAUUUCUAUGUAAUUGUACAGAUACUAGCAUUGCACAUAAAAGUAUGCUUUUUGUUCCACCCAAACCCUUUUGUCUUUGUAAAUGUAGUGGAUACGAACAGUUUGGUUGUGCUGGCCCUUUUGAUUUCUGAUACCAGUCGUUUUCUGUAUUUUAACUUUUAAUUUGUAUUUUGUAUUUUUAUGAAACAUUUCAAAGAACCCAUCAACAAGUAACAAAACAAAUUCAACUCGUACGAAUACACGCAUAAACCUUUAUGCGUGUCAUAUGACCCAUCUUUCACACUUAUGUUUAAUUUUGUUUGUUUGUUUUGGGGUUGUGGUUUUUACUGUAUAGAAAGAACUUUGAUUCAGUGACUCUCAAGAGUGCAGAAUUAGUCUUAAAUGUCCAUGACGUUAUUAGAGAGAUAUCUUGAUAGCAGACCGGAGCUCUGCCAUCCUGCAGUCAUUUUGUCGUUGAGGAGAGGCUCAAUAGAAAGAUUGAAUUACAACUUUAUUGGAAUAAUGUUCAGCACCAGGCACUUGUAUAAAAAAAGACAAUUGUUUUACUGAUUAAACAAAAUUAUUUUUGAGUGAAAAAGUAACUGCAAAAGUCUGUUGUUUUUUCUUAAUCCUUGAGGGGCAAAUAUUUAUUUGUUAAAACAAUACUAAGGCAAAAAUGAGGUCCGUAAAAUUAGUGGCAGGUAUAUUUUUUCAUUGUUGGCGAACAUUGUGAUACGUUGUUCUUUUAUUUAUUCCUUUUUGUAUUGGUUUCCACUUUCAAUGAUCCCAUAACUAAUAUUUGUUGUAACAGUGAAACUUGUUUGGUUUUUUCCAACAAAGAUUAAAAGAUUAUUCACGAAAAAUGUCACACACUUGUAAGAAUUAUACCAAUGGCAUUGGGAUAAGAAACAAUGGAUUAGAUUAUUGAUUAAUUAAUUGUUAUUACUCCUAUUAGCAUUACGUUCAGUGUGGUGCCAAACCCCCAGCGAUCAUUACACAGGAACUAAUAAUGUACUCCUUAAGCUUGUCCAGCUUUCAUAAACAAACUGUAAUAAACGUUUCAAUACCACUA
Molecule: messenger RNA, 3383 nt
Organism: Gadus morhua (Atlantic cod)
Lineage: Eukaryota; Metazoa; Chordata; Actinopteri; Gadiformes; Gadidae
Product: adhesion G protein-coupled receptor L3
Biological process (GO): adenylate cyclase-activating G protein-coupled receptor signaling pathway; cell surface receptor signaling pathway
Cellular component (GO): plasma membrane
Molecular function (GO): G protein-coupled receptor activity
Source: RefSeq, a predicted model, not a curated record